GUCCCAAUUCGUUUCAGUGCUGCAGAGAAUAAGUUAAUUAGUUAUACCCAGAGAAGGCGGUGAUCAAUGGGGUGCAAGUCUUGCGAUAAGCCGAAGCCGAAGCACCGGAAAGGGUUGUGGUCGCCGGAGGAAGACCAGAGGCUCAGGAAUUACGUCCUCCAACACGGCCAUGGCUGCUGGAGCACCGUCCCCAUCAAGGCCGGCUUGCAACGAAACGGGAAGAGUUGCAGACUACGGUGGAUUAAUUACUUGAGACCUGGCCUGAAGCACGGCGUCUUCACCAUCCAAGAGGAGGAGACGAUUUUGUCCCUCCAUCGCCUGUUGGGAAACAAGUGGUCACAGAUUGCACAGCAUUUGCCCGGGAGGACUGAUAAUGAGAUAAAGAACUUCUGGAAUUCGUACCUGAAGAAGAAAGUCAUGAAGGUCGAAGCUUUGGAAUUAGCUCAAAUCAAUUCCCAGUUGCUCAACUCAGCUCCAAAAACCGAAGAAUAUUCUAUGCAGACAAUAAAUCCCAACACACAGCAAGUUUCGAGCUUCCAAUCAUUCCAACAGAUGGAAGAUUCCGCUGUUGAUGCAGACCGAUCUGUUCCACUUCCACAUGCUCCCGAUGACAAGGUAGCACUCCAGAGUUCCCUCCCGAGGCUUUUGUUCGCUGAAUGGCUGUCAUCGGACCACAUCAAUAACCGGAACUUUGUAAACUCCGGUGGGACGAUGGCGAUUUCAAGUAUGAUGUCCGACAAUUCGAACCCGGACUAUGCGUUCAAACAUAAUUUGUUACGAGAUGACGGACAAUUUGGAAAUGAAUUCCGUAGUGGUUUAAGUAAUGGUGCCGCCACCUACAAUCAGAAGUUCCCCAUACAACUGGAACAGGAGAUCAAUCAUCAGAUCCCUGCAGUAGGGAAUGGAGUAUUUGAUUUUGUGUCCAUGAGUGAUAUCUGUAAUGAUUUCAAUAUGACACAUGAUGUCAUUUAUUGAUGUAAUUAAUUAAAUCUCAAAUGGUUAUGAUUUUGAGAUUUCACUUAUAUCAUCCACCAA
Nelumbo nucifera (sacred lotus) is the source of this 1035-nucleotide messenger RNA. RefSeq names its product transcription factor LAF1-like. The record is from RefSeq and is a predicted model, not a curated record. Lineage: Eukaryota; Viridiplantae; Streptophyta; Magnoliopsida; Proteales; Nelumbonaceae.